AAGGAGAUACGCCUUCCAAAAGCUUCCCUUCAGCUUAAUUUUGCAACUGUUGGAGAGSGAAGGGGAGAACGAUGCUGGCAAUGCCCAAGGCAGGCAAGCAGGCASGCAGCCUUCUGGAUCACUCUUUUCUUUAAAUGCCUUUAAGAACAACAAAACAGCAGCAAAGAUCAGAGUUUGCAAAGGAAGAGAAAGGAGUGGUUGCUGUUAGGGGGAGGGAAGCUGGUGAAGKAGGAAAGGAAAGGGGGGGGGGUGGGUUAAGAAAUUGGCAGGCAACRGAGAACGGUGCCUUACAUCAGUCUAACAGUCAGCAUCCCGAUGUUCUUUCCUCUUCCCUCCUCCAGACCACCCAAAGCCCUAUAAAUAAUCGACUCUCCUCGUUGCCUCUUCAGACUCCUUCCUUCCAGCGAGGAAGCCUGUUGAAUUGGCAAAGGGUUGGAGAGGCAGAGGGCAGAAGGAGGCUGAAGAAAGAAGCAGGGUUGAGGAAGAAGGAGAAGAAGACAAGGUAGCCGAGAUGGCCAGCGAAUUCAAGAAGAAGAUGUUCUGGCGGGCCGUGGUGGCCGAGUUCUUCGCCAUGAGCCUCUUCAUCUUCAUCAGCAUCGGGGCAGCCUUGGGGUUCCAGUUCCCCGUGUCGGAGAACAAGACCACCACGCCGGUGCAGGACAACGUGAAGGUCUCCUUGGCCUUCGGGAUCUCCAUCGCCACCAUGGCCCAGAGCGUGGGCCACAUCAGCGGAGCCCACUUGAACCCGGCUGUCACCUUGGGCCUCCUGCUCAGUUGUCAGAUCAGCAUCUUGCGGGCCGUCAUGUACAUUAUUGCCCAGUGCCUCGGAGCCGUGGUGGCCACCGCCAUUCUUUCGGGCAUCACUUCAUCGCUGCCAGGCAACUCCCUUGGGCUCAACCAGCUGGCGGAAGGAAUUAAUUCAGGACAAGGCCUUGGCAUUGAGAUCAUUGCCACCCUACAACUGGUUCUCUGUGUUUUGGCCACAACGGACAGGAGGAGGACCGACGUCUCCGGAUCGGCCCCACUGGCCAUUGGACUUUCUGUAGCCCUGGGGCAUCUUCUUGCAAUUGACUACACCGGCUGUGGAAUUAACCCUGCCAGAUCUUUUGGAUCAGCUGUGGUCACUGGCAAGUUCGGCCAACACUGGAUCUUCUGGGUUGGUCCAUUACUUGGUGGAGCCAGUGCUGCCCUCAUCUACGACUUCAUCCUGGCUCCCAGGAGCAGCGAUGUCACCGACCGGAUGAAAGUCUGGACCAGCGGCCAGAUAAGCACAGAAGGAUAAUGUCCCUGUGAGCGGCCUAAUUGGAGUCGGAAAUGAGUAUUGAGCCGAGGAGCCGGUGGAGAAAAGGUCUUGAGUUUCAAUCUGAGGUCCAAAUUCUAUAAAAGAAAAAGACCAUGGAAACAUCUUCGUACUUCAGUACUUAUCCCGCGCAAAAUUUGCAUGUGGUGGUUUUGUACAAAACUCAGCAUUUUCUGCAUACUGGACAAUGUUUUCUGUAGGGAAUAUGAUAUUUCAAUGCAGAAUUAUUACUUCCAAUUUUUUUGUAAUUGAAGACUUAUUCUGCACAAAAUUCAGCACACAAAUUAGUUCUCCAAGUUCUUCUCCUGAUCCAAUUAACUUCUUCCUCGGCUACAAUUUAAACCAAUUUAAAAUAGUAGCUGAUAAAACGAUGAUUAGUAGUCAUUAAAAUGGUUGAUAAAAAGUAAAAACAGACCAAGAAGUUUCUUUACGCAGCCCCUAUUGGCGCCAUAUCGGAUCCAACACAAAAUUCGGAAAUGUUUAAUUUGCACAGAAAACAUUAUUUUAUAUACUGAAAUGAACAUUUCUGCACUGAAAUAUUAUUCUUCAAGCAGAAAAAGGCUGUUUUCCUGUGCAGAAAAUGCUGCUUUCUAUGCAAAAUAGCCACAUGUGAAUUGUGUGCAGAAUAAAUCCCAAGUUGCAAAUAGCCUUAGAAUAUUAUGUGGUUAGCAUAGACAUUCUUGCAGCUGGAAGGAAAUUGCUGAAAUUGUCCACUGCCAGCUUCAAGAAGAAAUUAAGGAUGCAUCUGCAUUGCAGAAUGAAGGCUUUUAAUUUUCUGGAGUAUAAAUAUGAGGGUUGAAUGAAAAGUAAUGCCUCCACCUUCGUUACUUGAGUUUGGAUGGGAAUAUUUUAAUAAAUCAAACGCAGAAAUAAUCCUAGGAAUGUGCUCUUUAACUACCACUAUUCACUUUUCCACAUAAUCACCAGACAAUUGGAUACAUUUCUGCCAACAUGAACAAGUUUUUUGAAGCAGACACUAAAGAAGUCAACACUCUUUUCCCGCAACCAGCGUCUCACAGUUCUCUCAAUGUCUUCAUCAGAAACAUAAUGGUGUUCAUUAUCAGGAACAGAUGGAAAUCAGAUGGUGCUAAAUCUGGACUUUAUGGAGGAUGUCAUAUGGUGGUGAGAUCCAGUCUCUGAAGUUUCCGAUAGCCAAGCAAAGCAAGAAUGUGACCACACAUUCUUGUGAAAUGCCGAUUAAGCUUGAAAUUUAUCUCUGAGCGAUAUGUUGAUUGUCCUGAAUCAAUCUGUCAACCUGGUUGCUGUCACAGGACGUCCAACUCUUUGUUUGUCACGCAAGUCAGAUGUCACAUGUUCCCACCUCAACAUCUUUAAACUUACUCAUCCAACGACGCACAGUACUCACAUCAACACAAAUCACCAUAAACAGUUUGCAUUUUCUGAUGGAAUGACACCUUCCACUGUCAGAAAUUCAAUGACUGCAUGCUGCUUAAUAAUAUUAAUAUGAUAAACUUUAUUUGUACCCUGCUCCAUCUCCCCGAUGGGGACUCGGUGCGGCUUACAUGAGGCCAAGCCCAAAACAACAAUUACAUGAAAUAAAACAAAACCGAAAACGCAAGUAAUAAA
Molecule: messenger RNA, 2887 nt
Organism: Anolis sagrei ordinatus
Lineage: Eukaryota; Metazoa; Chordata; Lepidosauria; Squamata; Anolidae
Gene: AQP1
Product: aquaporin 1 (Colton blood group)
Biological process (GO): hyperosmotic response; carbon dioxide transmembrane transport; renal water transport
Cellular component (GO): membrane
Molecular function (GO): water channel activity; glycerol transmembrane transporter activity; carbon dioxide transmembrane transporter activity
Source: RefSeq, a predicted model, not a curated record